AUGCACAUCGAUGCGUACAUCGCGUUGGGAUCAAACCUUGGAGAUCGUCAAGCAACGAUCGACAGCGCCAUCGCCGCGAUCGAGCGUCUCGCGACAACCAAGAUCAUCAAGGUCUCCUCGAUCAUCGAGACGCCUCCUUUCGGAGACAUUGAGCAAGGUCCAUAUCUGAAUGGCAUCGUGCAUGUCCAGACCCAACUCGAUGCUCGAUCUUUACUUGACGAGAUGCUCCGCAUCGAAUCCGAGCACGGCAGAGAUCGUUCGAACGAACAACGGUGGGGGCCUCGGACAUUGGAUUUGGAUUUGAUCGUGUUCGGCGAUCAGGUCAUCGAUGAGCCGGGUCUGCAGAUCCCGCAUACACGCAUGCAUGAACGAGCAUUCGUGCUUGUCCCUCUCACAGAGAUCGCGCCGGAUAUCAACAUCCCCAACCAAAACAAAACACCCCGUCAGAUGCUCGAAGCACUCGACGGGGCGUCGUAA
Molecule: messenger RNA, 477 nt
Organism: Symbiodinium sp. CCMP2592
Lineage: Eukaryota; Dinophyceae; Suessiales; Symbiodiniaceae
Source: the annotation of a GenBank genome assembly